UGGGCUGGGAACUCACCUGUUUUAAUUAGCACGUGAAUGGCUGCUUGUAAAUUGGCGGUGAAUCGCUCUUGGACAGUCGGUGGAUUAGUUCAGAGAGCAUCGAGAUGACUAACCCGAGCAACUACGCCGUGGAGUCAGAGAACGUUGAGGGCCAAGAGAAGAAAGCUGUGGCGAAGAGAAGUGGAGUCGUUUCAGCCAUCUUCUGUCGGAUUUCACAGUUUUGGCCAGUCAGGUUUACUAUGCGGGCUCUCCGUGGCGUGUGGUGGCUGUUUGGGUUCUCCACACCAGUGAAGCCCGUCUCUCCAGCUCGGGAGGAAAAAAGCGGCUCCCCGAAAGAAAGGCAGUGCAGAACAGUCCGGAAGCGUCUCCACAGGGCCACGCGGCUGUUGUUGGCCAUCCUGCCCCGGCGCAUCCAGAGCGCUCUGGGUUAUCCAGUCUGCACCAGCAUUGGCUGUGCUGUGUCCCCUGAGGUGCGUUGUUCCCCUACCAAGCCUUGUGGCAAAGGCAGCAAGAGAAAACAGGAUGACCUGGAUGAGGAAGAGGAGGUAGAGCAGCAGUCCUGGGUGGAGGCGCUCAAUCAGGAGCUGGCCGAGGAAGACCACGCGGCUGAUCCGGACUAUGAGCCCAGCGCAGUUGAGACUGACAGCGAGGAAUACCGGUCACACAAUGACACUGAGAGUGACUUGGAAAUAGAGAAGGGUGUCGUGGUGAUCAAAGAUUUGGAGACGGUAGUUCCUCCUGAGGCCUAAUGAUGGCAGUGUGUACUAAUACUAGUAUGCAAAUCAAGAGUAUUGUGACAGUUGCAGAAUGUGUUUAUGUUUGUUCUCUGGCUCUUUGUUUUUCUGGCAGGCUCAUUUGAUGGCCUCCCAACUGUCUUCAGUUAAUUUUGUAUCUUUAGUGUGUGUGUUUUUUCAGUGUUAAACUACCAAAUAAAAGGAUUUGUCAUA
This is a messenger RNA of Labeo rohita (rohu), 947 nucleotides long. It is a transcript of the gene org, whose product is annotated as oogenesis-related gene. Bases 105 to 749 code for a protein of 214 amino acids. The transcript has 6 exons. The record is from RefSeq and is a predicted model, not a curated record. Lineage: Eukaryota; Metazoa; Chordata; Actinopteri; Cypriniformes; Cyprinidae.